Molecule: messenger RNA, 2142 nt
Organism: Thunnus maccoyii (southern bluefin tuna)
Lineage: Eukaryota; Metazoa; Chordata; Actinopteri; Scombriformes; Scombridae
Product: putative C-type lectin domain family 20 member A
Exons: 6
Coding region: 1-990 (329 amino acids)
Source: RefSeq, a predicted model, not a curated record
AUGAAGCUAAUAAAGGUGAGGUACUGUAAAAGGUUAAUGUAUAAUCUACAACUGCAUAUCAACGGUCACAGACUAAAAGAGAGAAGCAGAAAGAAACAGACGAUGAUGGAGAAAGUUCUUCUCAGCAUCACAGCUGCAUCAGUGCUGUGUGCCGUCUCAUCAUACGCUCAACGUCAGUACCGCUUUGUUUAUGAGCCAAAGACCAUGACUGAAGCGCAGAGUUACUGCAGAGACAGUUACACUGACCUGGCCACGAUAGACAACAUGGAGGAUGUGACGAUCCUGAACAACAUGGCAGAUUUAAGCAAAAUGAAAUACAAGGCAGCCUGGAUAGGACUGUACGAUGACGUGAACAGCUGGAGGUGGUCGCUGUCAGACAGACAUUUCUAUAAACCCGGGGAGGCUGAGUUCAGAAAAUGGUACCCUGGGCAACCAGCCAACUAUCUCAGUGCAGAAUACUGCACACAGAUGUAUGAUGAUGGACAAUGGAACGAUGAGGAUUGUACCAAUUCCUUUCGUGCAGUCUGCUCUGAUGUCAGAGGGUCAAAUGUGACAUUUGUCCUCAUCAACACUAUCAUGACAUGGACUGAGGCCCAGAGCCACUGCAGAGAGCACUACACAGACCUGGCCAGUGUGAGAAAUGAAGAAGAGAACCAGAAGGUGAAGGAUCUGAUACCUGCAGGACAAAAAGUCUGGAUCGGCCUCUUCAGAGACUCCUGGAAGUGGUCUGAUGGAAGCAACUCCUCCUUUAGGUACUGGUCUCCAUCGGAACCUAAUGAUGGCCAUGACAAGUGUGUGGCAGCAAACUUUGGUAGUUCUGGACAAUGGGAAAACUGGCACUGUGAUACAAAGACAGCAUUUGUUUGCUACAAAGGAAGCUUUUUGCCAUCUAGGAUUUUACAUCCUCAAUGCAGCUCAGCAGGAGUUAAAACAGCUCGGAUCAGCAGGAUUGAGGGAGAGGUAGGAGGCAAACCACAGAAGGGCCCCUGAAUGCCAACAAUAUACUGAAGGUGGUCCAAGAGGACGGAGUGGUCAACUGUGCCGAAGACAGCAGAUUGAUCUAAAACAAUUAAAAGAGUGUGAUUUCCUGAGUCUAGGGACAGGAGCGAGUCAUUUGUCACCCUCAGGAGAGCAGACUCUGCGCUAUGAUGCUGUGAAUCCCCCAGUUUGAGUCCACUUGAGAGAGACAUACUUUUUUGGAAUUGCUUUCUCUUUCGCCAGAGUGUAAGAAGCUCUGUCAACUGUAUACAGAAGGCUUGAGAAAGGGAAAUCAAUACUAUGUUGCCUGAUAAAAUAUGGAGAACUGCACUUUCCCUUCUUCAUAGUUGUUCAAUAAACAGCAGACACAGGUUCAUUCAGUUCAAAGUCAUUCACUGUUUUCAGUCUAAGAUCAUAUAUAUAAAUGAUAUAAAUUUUAUCCCUCUGUGUCUCCAAGCUGUGAUAAAUGUAAAUCAGGUGAUGGUACAUUGUUUACCUCAGGACUCUCUCCUGACAGAGACUUGGUUCUCUUUGGAUGCUCAGAGGACUCUUUAACUCUUCACAUUCAAACAGCUCUGUUGAUGAACGUGAUACUAUCAAACAAACAUAUUCUCAAAACUUCAGAAAGCUUCAGAAACUGGUUGCAUGAGCUUGUGUUGGUCAUUCACAUGUCAUUUAAUCAUUUAAAAUGUCCCUUUUUGCAAUACCUGGACUCAAUUUGACCAUAUUUGUAUUUAUAUAUAGAUUGGGUGUUUCCUUUGUUUAUGUUUUUAAACUCCCGUGUUUGAUGGGUUGUAAUUAACAAUCACAUGUGGAUGAUGUGUACUGCUAUGACAUUUUGUGUCCUUGACACAUGGAUGAACUUGUAUCCCUUUCCCCUGGUGUGUGUGUGUGUGUGUGUGUGUGUGUGUGUGUGUGUGUGUGUGUGUGUGUGUGUGUGUGUGUGUGUGUGUGUGUUUAAGUUGAGUUUGGGACAUUGAUUUCUGUGCAGUUUAUAUGUUGGUAUGAAAAACGUGUCAAUAAAACAACACUCAGAAGACAAAGUGAGCUGAUGAAGCCUGUUUGUUUUUCAAAGCGCCUGCUUCAAAGUACGUGGUGCGAGUGAGUCUGAAGAAGAACUCCGCUCUGGAUCUGAAUGAUCCUGUUGUGAUGGAGAACAUCUUG